AUGACGACUGUCCCACAGAGACACACUUACUAUGGUGCGCCAUCUUCGGCAUACACGCAGUCGCGCCAUUUGUCGUCAUUUGGAUCCACUACAAAACGCAAACACGUCACUUUCGGCCCGUACAUCGUGGGAUCGACGCUUGGAGAGGGCGAGUUUGGGAAAGUGAAAAUGGGGUGGUCCAAAAACCCUGCUUCUUCUUUGGACGUGCCCAAACAGGUGGCCAUCAAACUUGUGAGAAGAGAUACGAUACCCAAAAACUCAGAGAAAGAGGUCAAGAUCUACCGUGAAAUCAAUGCGCUGAAGCAUUUGACCCAUCCCAACAUCGUGAAGCUCGAGGAAGUCCUCCAAAACUCGAAAUAUAUCGGCAUCGUGCUCGAGUACGCGUCCGGUGGGGAAUUCUACAAGUAUAUCCAGCGGAAAAGAAGGCUCAAGGAAAGUGUAGCGUGCCGGUUGUUUGCACAGCUCAUUAGCGGCGUGUGCUACAUGCACUCGAAGGGACUGGUGCAUCGCGAUUUGAAGCUCGAAAACUUGCUUCUGGACAAACAAGAAAACCUUCUAAUCACGGACUUUGGAUUUGUGAAUGAGUUCAGUCCCGAAGACGAGCUCAUGAAGACCUCGUGCGGUUCUCCCUGUUACGCCGCGCCUGAACUCGUAGUCACAACACGGCCCUACGAAGCUCGAAAGGCAGAUAUUUGGUCCUGCGGUGUGAUUCUGUAUGCGAUGCUAGCGGGCUAUCUUCCUUGGGAUGACGAUUUCGAGAAUCCUGACGGCGAUGACAUCGGGAAGCUUUAUCGUUACAUCACUAGAACCCCGCUUAAAUUUCCGGAUUAUAUCGCCCCAGUACCGAGAGAUCUUUUGAGAGAGACCUUGCAACCAGACCCAAAACGAAGGAUCAAUACUAGCCAGAUUUUGCAGCAUAGGUGGUUGCGACCCCAUCACGCCUUCUUGAGUGUUCUUCCCGCCGAGUGGGACCAGGUGAGUAAGAGCCAGGAUAUCUUAAGAAGACCUCCGUCGAAAAAAGAUGGAACGGAUCCCACGCGACCACGCUCCAACUGCUCGGUGUCAUCCUCGAAUUCCAAGGGUGAGAAGCGAAACUCAUUAAUCAUGGACUCAACACUGUACUCACAACCGGUACCGCCUCAACAAUCUCAGUCGCAUGCCGUGGCAACGCCGUCUUCGCCCCCACCAAGAAUGCGACAAUCUCCCGUCAAAAAGAAUCGUCAUAGCCGCAGUAACUCCGCGGCGUCAGUCGCGCUACAGGCCGUCGUUGACGCUGAGAAAGAAUACAAUGCUUUACAUCCAUCUUUUCCCACAUCUGCAUCACUUUCUGCACUUCAAGCGGAAAGCCCACCUUUAUCGUCGCAGAAUACCUCACCUCGUCUUUACUCCCAUGCCCCAAAGAAGCCCAGCCACGCUACGGUUUCCUCUUUGAAAGAUAGCAUUAUAAUCGAAACCAGCCCUCAGAAAGGAUCGGCGGCAUAUGUGCUCUCGCCCCUUCAAAUCGAUUCAAACACCGGACUCAUACUUUCUGCAAAAUCAGAGGGAUCAGCAGUUUCUCUUCCGCAUGGCGCUCACAAGUUACCACAUUCUGCCGCCAGUCAUAUCGCUCAUAACCUGCCAGCGCAUAGAAGGCCAAGACCAACAUCAUAUCAUCCCACGUCUUACACUGCAUUAAGCGACACUUCUCACCAAAUUCAAGGUUCGACACUACCAGAAUCUCACGAUCAUGGGUUGGAAGAAACAUCAGAAAAUCAGCCACCAAUGGAGAAGGGCCCCCAGCAAAUGGUACAGAAAGACUCACACACAUUGAGCCAACCGUUCUUGGAUAUGCAAAUAGUUUCUGGCGACUUAAUAAAGACUGGAGAUGAUGGCGGCACAGUUGCAAAGAAAAUACACGACCAGGUAGAAGAUGCUGAUCACAGACUAGAUCUCUUGCGACAGAGGAGGCAAAGUCAGAGAUACAGUGUUGUAUACGAUAAAUUGUUUGGCACUGUUACUGAGCAGUCAGAACUGGUGGUUGACGAUAAAGCUGUUAUAACGGAGCCCACUACGCCCAUAGUGCAAGAGCUGAAGGCGACGCAAGAACCGGCCAAGAAGAGCAAAAAAAGAUUUAGCAUAAUGUCGGCUUAUUCCUCAUACAAUGCAUCGAAAAGCAGCAUAGAAGCGGAUCAAGGGAAGGAUAAAACUAAGGACAAGGAUAGAAUUGGUGUUGAGGAUGAUAAGCGGUCAAGAAAGUCGAGCUCGAGACACAGUUCUGCGGCUAAGGACACAAAUGAACAGACGCAGAGGAACAAAGGACCAGCUGUGGACAAGCAAAUUUCAAGAGACAAGCAGAGCACUGAUAGCACAGAAACGCAAAGGGUGAUGAGCUCGAAGACAGAUCAAACGGACUCUCAAUCACAACGAGCUAUCACUCCGCCAGCAGCGAAGAGAAAAUCUUCGUUGCGCAAACCCAGCAAAAAUUCUCAAAACAAGACGAGAGUCAACCGGGCUUCGGUGAUGAUAGCAUCGGCGACUAAGACAGACGGAGACGCUCUGAACAAAAGUGGGAGCGGAGUGUCGGAAGCCAGGCCCCGCGAGCAGUCCACUGCCAAAAAAGUGAUCGACUUUUUCAAACGCAGAAGCAUGCGACUUUAA
This is a messenger RNA of Lachancea meyersii CBS 8951, 2637 nucleotides long. Lineage: Eukaryota; Fungi; Ascomycota; Saccharomycetes; Saccharomycetales; Saccharomycetaceae. The record is from the annotation of a GenBank genome assembly.